AUGGCACCCGCAGAGUCAGCUAGGAUACAAGAGGCACAGAAGAUUGCGAAGACAGAUCCACGGAAAGCCGAAGCGCAAUAUAGGGAGAUCAUUUCCAAGCCUCCCUCAGCAACGUCUGAUGCUGCUGUUCAUGAAUAUGAGACUGCUUUGGUCAGCUUGGGAGAGUUAUAUCGGGACGAGAAGAAGGCGAAUGAGCUGGUAGACUUGAUCACGACGAGUCGGGCGGUGUUAUCUUCUUUCGCAAAGGCGAAGACGGCGAAACUAGUCCGGCAACUCCUCGAUCUCUUCCAUGCUAUCCCAGAUUCAACAGAUAUCCAAAUUUCCGUUACAAAGUCUUGCAUCGAAUGGGCUACAUCUGAACGCCGGGGUUUCCUUCGACAAAACCUCGAGACCCGCCUGGUUGGCUUAUACAUGGUUAAGCAAUCGUAUUACGAUGCCCUUACUCUCAUCAACAGCUUGCUCAAGGAACUGAAGCGUCUUGAUGACAAGCUCGUCCUCGUCGAAGUCCAACUUCUCGAAUCGCGCGUCUACCACGCUUUAGGAAAUGUAGCCAAAGGACGAGCUGCAUUAACCAGCGCCCGAACUAGUGCCGCGUCUGUAUACACGCCGCCUCUUCUCCAAGCAGGUCUGGACAUGCAAUCAGGAAAGCUGCACGCCGAAGACAAGGACUUCAACACAGCAUUCUCUUACUUUAUCGAAGCUCUGGAUGGCUACCACACCCAAGAUGAGCCCGAAAAGGCUACCGCAGCGUUGCAAUACAUGCUACUGUGCAAGAUCAUGCUCAACCUUGUCGACGAUGUAAACCAGCUCAUGACAUCCAAACAAGCCAUGAAAUAUGCCGGGAAGAACCUAGAGGCUAUGAAGGCCGUCGCAAGAGCACAUUCAAACCGAUCUCUGGAGGAAUAUGAGAAGGCCCUGGGUGACUACAGACAUGAACUUGGAAGCGAUCCAUUCAUCCGUAACCACCUCCGACGCCUGUACGAUGCCAUGUUGGAGCAAAACCUAAUCAAAGUCAUCGAGCCAUUCUCACGUGUAGAAAUCGACCAUAUCGCAAAGAUGGUAGGACUGGAUACACAACAAGUUGAGCGGAAGCUCUCUCAGAUGAUUCUAGACAAGGUGAUUAUCGGCGUCUUGGAUCAGGGGGCUGGAUGUUUGAUUAUCUACGAUGAGACGCAGAGAGACGAGGGUUAUGAUGCGGCGUUGGCUACGAUUGAGAAGCUGAGCAGCGUGGUAGAUGUGCUCUAUACCAACCAGGCUUCUAUGCUCGAAUAG
Amorphotheca resinae ATCC 22711 is the source of this 1272-nucleotide messenger RNA. RefSeq lists its product as hypothetical. Bases 1 to 1272 code for a protein of 423 amino acids. Gene Ontology annotation, cellular component: proteasome regulatory particle, lid subcomplex. The transcript is spliced from 3 exons. Gene Ontology annotation, molecular function: structural molecule activity. Gene Ontology annotation, biological process: ubiquitin-dependent protein catabolic process. Lineage: Eukaryota; Fungi; Ascomycota; Leotiomycetes; Helotiales; Amorphothecaceae. The record is from RefSeq and is a predicted model, not a curated record.